Molecule: messenger RNA, 1035 nt
Organism: Amoebophrya sp. A25
Lineage: Eukaryota; Dinophyceae; Syndiniales; Amoebophryaceae
Source: the annotation of a GenBank genome assembly
AUGCAUAGUAUCAAUUUGAACCAGUACCAGGAGCAGCUGUUUUCGCAUGGCGACAUCGAAUGUGUUUCGGCAUUUACGUUUCCAGCUCAGCGCGUAAUCUCGAGCGGCGUGAACUGCAGAGUAGCGCUAUUUUAUGCCGACUUACUUUUCUAAUUCUAGAAUUUCUAAAGCUUAACUUCCGGGUCUUGAGCAUGAGGACUCUCUUCCAUAAAAACAAUACAAGAGAUGAUCUAAAGUUAAAUGUUCUGAUCCUUUCUCCGCACAAAUCCAAGUUGAUUCUCUCUUCUCAUAAAGGUUUCAGCAUUCCACACGUGCAAUAUUGAAAUAAUGAAGCCGAAACCAUCAGCCCAGGAUCCUCUCAUGUCUGGGCCGAUCAAAGGGCAUUCUAACAGAUCAGAAAGAUGAUUUUUACACUACCUAUGGGCACUAUGGGUUCUUGGCGAGGACGUUUCGAGGUUCUUGGAGGCUAUCCGCGAGAAAGUGCGGGGGACCUUGGUUCUGAACGCGCUGUGUGUUUCCUUGCAGAUGAGAGUUCGAAUUUGAAUGUAGCGCAGGAGGAAUCUUUCUUGCUCAGAUCGACUAGUACCUUCUUGAUUUUGAGGUGGUGCGAGAUUUAGGUCGGGAUUGAGACUCGAACUCGAUCACCUUCUUCAAAUCUAAAUGAUGACCGCUUCAAAUCUAAAUGACCAAGUUCAUCUUUGGAAUUCGAAGAAUAUGUGUGGUGCUGGUGACGAGAGCCUCGUCCUCUCCUCUCGGUCCUCUGGAUGUCGUCUGCAGAACGCAUGGUCCUGCUCUUUUUCUUUUCUAAAAGACCGGAUACAUACAACACACCUUCCUGGAAUCUAAAUGGAUGAAUGAAUGAAGAUGCAAAUCUUGAUGACUGACUAAAUCUAAAUGGAAGCUCAUGUUAGUGCCAAUGCCAAAUGCUUCUAAGGACGGGGGUUUCGUUAAAGGGCAAAGUAUUUUCAGUUCUCUUGUGUGAUCCAGUAUAGUUGUCGUCUGAGCUCCAAUAUGCGGAAGAUUCUGCCGGUUCCU